Molecule: messenger RNA, 1270 nt
Organism: Conger conger (European conger)
Lineage: Eukaryota; Metazoa; Chordata; Actinopteri; Anguilliformes; Congridae
Gene: tmsb
Product: thymosin, beta
Exons: 4
Coding region: 179-316 (45 amino acids)
Biological process (GO): actin filament organization; regulation of cell migration
Cellular component (GO): cytoplasm
Molecular function (GO): actin monomer binding
Source: RefSeq, a predicted model, not a curated record
GCCCCUCGGCAGAGACACAGCCCCUCGGCAGAGACACAGCUCAGACACAGCCCCUCGGUGGAGACACAGCUCAGACACAGCCCCUCGGCGGAGAGACACAGCCCCUCGGCGGAGAGACACAGCCAGAAGCAGCCCUGCAGAUCUACACCGCGUCCCCACCGAUACGCUCACAGCCAACAUGUCGGACAAGCCCAACCUGACGGAAAUCGAAAGCUUUGACAAGACUAAGCUGAAGAAGACAGAGACCAAGGAGAAGAACCCCUUACCCACCAAAGAAACCAUUGAACAGGAGAGGAAAGAAGAGUCUGCCACUUGAGAGAAAUAACCAGCGACAUCCUUCAGAUGGGCUGUGACCUGAUUCCUCUUGGGAGCAGGGUGUAAAUGAACAAGUUCUGUAACCCGGGUUUUAUGCUUAAUUUAGUGUCUCCAGAUGUCCGAUUUUGGGUCACAAUUGUCCACUUUCCAGAUUGUCCAACCAGACAAUCGCCUGUAAAUGUCCAGAAUGAAUGCUUGAUUGUAAUUUGACCGCACCAAGAAUUCCAUCUUCUAUCUCCACUGUUACACUACUCUUCUCCCUUCUCCUUGACCCCUGAACCAACCGACCCCCUGCCUCACUACCAAGCUUCAAGCUGCCCAACACUACCUAUGUAGCCUAGUGGCUAAGGUAUACAUGACUGGGACCCAGAAGGUUGGUGGUUUAAGCCCUGGUGUAACCAUGAUAAGAUCCACACAGCUGUUGGCUGUUGGGCUCUUCAGCAAGGCCCUAAACAUUGCUCCAGGGGAGAACAGUCCUCUGCUUAGUCUAAACAACAAUAAGUCACUAAAUAAUAAAUUACUCUUAUGUGUAUAUGUGACGGGCCGGUUUCUUGGACACAGGCUUCUCUUAGUCCUGGAGUAAACUCAGAAAAGAAUUGAAUCUAGGACUAGGCAUGAUCUGUGUCUGUGAAACAGGCUCUGAAUCUGGCCAUCUGAGUGUGAAUGGAGGAGGCAGUGGAAAGGGAUUCUGCUUUUCGGUAGACUAAAUCCCCUCCUAAUAAACCUCAGAAUAAUGUAUAAUUACUUGUGCUGUUUACUUUUGGUGUUAUUGUAUGAAUAAAGACACUGUUGGGAAAGAGAGUUUCUCUGGGAGUUUUCUGGUGGUGGAUGGUGUGUGUAGGGAGUAGGGAUCUUCCUUCCCUUGUCUGCUCAAAUACGCCCGCAUUGUCAAAACUUCAGUGUGGCUGCUGUCCCACAAUGCAAUGUCCAGGUAAAUAAAACAAAAAUGAACAAA